CCUUAUAUUAUUAUACUCUUUUCUUUUUGCACCUCUUUCUCUAGCGAAGUUGCCAGUCACGGGCAACAAGGCCUCGAGACAGAUGUAUGGUCCGUCGGCUGUAUGCUCUACACCCUAUUGGUCGGUCGGCCACCUUUUGACACGCGUGAAGUUCGUUCAACACUAACGCGAGUACUUGCAGGUGACUAUCAACUUCCUAGUAGCUUGUCCCCAGAAGCAGCUGAUUUGAUCUCCAACCUGCUGCGUCGACAGCCUAAUGAGCGCAUGAAACUGCGUGCCAUUUUGGCGCAUAGUUUUAUGACCACUCGCAAAAGCACUCCGGCUAGACGAUAUAUGGAAACCUCAAACGAUAGCGGGAUCGAUUCUUUAUCUCGGACACCACUUAGCUGUUUCAUCAAUAACCAGAAUAGCAACACUCGUCUUACUAACACUGCGAGCCUGGGCCACAACAGUUCAGGCAGCACUAUGAGUAGCCAUUUGACUGUUCAACCGUCUAGGAAUAGAGUGGAACCGGCGGAACCUCCAUUGGGAGUGUAUCCUUCGCAGACACAGCUGCUACCCUCGUCAGCAAACAGUGGCUAUGCUCCUUCUAUUGGGGCCGGACACGCUGGUCACCAUCAAACUUACUCUCGACAGCAGCAGCAGCAUUACCCUCUCCAAGCCAGCUAUCGCAGAUGGCUUAACGGUACUUCACUUGCCUCAGCUGCCAGUAACGCUCCCCUCAAGGCCACCUCCGAGGCUAUUACAGGCUCUUACCAGCCCCCCUCUGCAACAGGAGACGGUGCUAAUGAAGCAGGCUCGUUUAAUGCCUGCGCUAUUUCCUUCGAUGCCGCAUCGGUUGCUGACUCACUUCUGACACCGAUCAGCAACAGCAUCAGCAAUAAUGCACCUGGUUACCUAGCUUCCUCGGGUAAAGGCCAUGUUGUCCGAUCUUCCAGUUUGUCUAGAGUGGGCACCUCAGCACCUUCAGUCGAAGUGCGUUCCAAACUCACAUCUUCAGCUACUCAGCAGCCCUUGCAGGUUCUCCAGCAUUUUGUUCAUACAACACAUUCGCCUUUUCCUAUUAAUUCCAGGCCCUCGCCAGCCAUGCCUACCGACAUCUCUGGUCAAACAACUUGUCUCUCUGGUUUCUCUUUCUCUAGCAACCCCUCUAUGCCAACCCAAUCAACAGUUAAUAUACAUGGCACUGAUACUACUACAUUAACUUCCACUCUCCCUCCAGCUGCCCUUACAGUUUCGAGCAUGUCGAAUCUCUUAAGCAUUCCAGCUAAUUCUACUUCCACUGAUUAUAAAACACCUAUCGUUGGCUCUACAAGCAAUGUCUCAUAUCAGAAGCCUCGUUUGCCGCUUCAGCACCAGCCACGCCUUACGCCUCUCAACAGCUGUCGUCUUCGACCAAUGAGGACGCGCACUCGGUUAGCCAUGAUCAACAUUUUGCCAGACGAAUCAGUAUGCCUCGAGUUCUUUGCUAGUCAUGGAAGUGGAACAAGUAGCAAAGCUGUCGACGCCUCACAAUCCUCCCCUAGCGUGGUCGAAGUCAUGGGCAUCGACAAGUUUGGUCGUCGAAUCGUCAUCUACAAGCCGAAUGGUGAUCAUGGUGUCCCCUGUGCUCCAGCUUCAUCUCCAUCUCCCGAGGUGCCCAGAGGUUUCUCUGUUUCAUCUGCUGUUGAUGGGGCUCCUCCUCCAGCUUGUCCUGGCCAGCCAUGUGCAAUUUUUGGCCUGGAUGAGCUUCCAAGCCGAUAUUGGAAAAAAUACUCAUUCGCUUCACGUUUUGUAGGUAUGGUUAGAGCGCACACACCAAAGGUCACCUUGUACACAAACCAUGCAAAAUGUCUGCUUAUGGAAAACGGUGGCAUGAAUGAAGACCCUGUGGGUGAACCUGAAGGAGAAGAAAUAAGUUCUGCACGUCCGGGUGACUUUGAGGCGGAAUUCUACGGGCCCGAAGGCCCUGUCGAUGUCUCCACUACGACGACUCGCGUGCAUCUCAGCAUGAAACUGACCCAGUCGGCUGGAACUCGGGAAUUCGAUCAAGUAGUCCGCAUCACUACACCAGACGAUGCUGGACAACCAUCGACCACCAGUCUUGUUUUGAGCUCCAAUCGCAGUCUUUCGGCACUAGCCCCCGACACCAGGCGACUGCUUGAGAUAACUUUCCAAUCUUUAAUGCAGGUUGAGAUUAUAGUUGCCUGA
Molecule: messenger RNA, 2190 nt
Organism: Protopolystoma xenopodis
Lineage: Eukaryota; Metazoa; Platyhelminthes; Monogenea; Polystomatidea; Polystomatidae
Source: the annotation of a GenBank genome assembly